Plasmodium berghei ANKA is the source of this 477-nucleotide messenger RNA. RefSeq names its product histone H2A.Z, putative. The transcript is spliced from 3 exons. Gene Ontology annotation, cellular component: nucleosome. Gene Ontology annotation, molecular function: protein heterodimerization activity; DNA binding; structural constituent of chromatin. Lineage: Eukaryota; Apicomplexa; Aconoidasida; Haemosporida; Plasmodiidae. Bases 1 to 477 code for a protein of 158 amino acids. The record is from RefSeq and is a predicted model, not a curated record.
AUGGAAGUACCAGGAAAAAUAAUUGGUGGCAAAGUUGGAGGAAAAGUCGGUGGUAAAGUUCUUGGUCUUGGUAAAGGAGGAAAGGGGAAAACAGGAUCAGGAAAAACUAAAAAAGCUCCAUUAUCUCGUGCAUCAAGAGCUGGAUUACAAUUCCCAGUUGGUAGAGUACACAGAAUGCUAAAAACAAGAAUUUCUUCUGAUGGACGAGUUGGGUCCACAGCUGCCGUAUAUGCAGCAGCCAUCUUGGAAUAUUUAACUGCUGAAGUUUUAGAAUUGGCAGGAAAUGCAACAAAGGACUUAAAAGUGAAGAGAAUUACCCCAAGACAUUUGCAAUUAGCCAUUAGAGGUGACGAAGAAUUAGAUACACUUAUCAAGGCAACAAUUGCUGGUGGUGGUGUUAUCCCACAUAUUCAUAAAGCUUUAAUGAACAAAGUCCCAGUUCCACCACCCCAAACCAAAAAACCCAAAAAAAACUAA